Messenger RNA from Drosophila rhopaloa, 2150 nucleotides. RefSeq names its product zinc transporter ZIP10 (gene Zip71B). Gene Ontology annotation, molecular function: zinc ion transmembrane transporter activity. The transcript has 4 exons. Lineage: Eukaryota; Metazoa; Arthropoda; Insecta; Diptera; Drosophilidae. The coding region runs from base 150 to 1886 and encodes 578 amino acids. Gene Ontology annotation, cellular component: membrane. The record is from RefSeq and is a predicted model, not a curated record. Gene Ontology annotation, biological process: zinc ion import across plasma membrane; intracellular zinc ion homeostasis.
CGGGAUCGGUAGUUGGCCGCAGCGUUACGGAUCGCACGCGUCUGUGAAAACUCGAGAAAAUCCCGGUGAAACCCCGUGAAAUGACGAGCGUCUAGUAGAGUGCGAGUUCGACAUUAAAUAUUUACCACUCAAGUGUUCAGUUCAUAAAGAUGGCCAGAAAGCAGGUGCUAGUCCUAACCAUCCUGUGCCUGGGUUCCUUUUUUUUCGGAACCGCACGGACUUCCACGGAAUAUAAUCGCUACUUGGCCCAGAUAUUCCAAAAAUACGGCAAUGGCGGGACAAUCAACUUUGAGGGUCUCGAGCAUUUGAUGUUUAGCUUGAACUUGGGCCAGAUCCAGUUUGACCCCUCCCACACGAUUGAUCAGCAUCGACCCGAAGGAUACUCCAAGGAAAUAUCACACAUAACAAAUGUCAGUAGUUACUUUGAGCCAGCAAGAGGUAAUGCCACCGAUGAGGAAGUUUUGGAGGUGCAAAUCUCUAUGCCUUCUAGUAAUCUCUCAAAGCCAGAGACGGGACCAGAAGUUCCGGAAUUCCUGGAAAUUCAUGACCCCAAGCACAGGCACCCAAGGGAGAGCUCUGAGCCUGUGGCCGCUUGUUUAUCUCCAAAGUCCCUGCUUUCUCUUCUCGUGGACCACAAUGAUCUCCACAAAAACAUUGCCUACAAAAAACUGAUCAAAAAGGAUGGCCACGGUUCAACUGAUACUAUUCACAACUCGGAGGAGGAGUACAACGAAUUCAUCAACUCGGUGAGGAUUACACCGCGCGCAUUUAUGAAACUCUGUCCAGCUUUACUGGCUCAAAUCGAUAAUGGAGUUUGCAAGCAACCAGCUCCAAGAUCAGAAAAUCUUCACGAUAAAAACCAAAAGAUUUGGUACGCAUGGAUGUAUGCCAGCAUCUCCAUGUUGAUUCUCUCUGCAUGCGGUUUGCUGGGAAUUCUGCUGGUUCCUCUGAUGAAGACAGCUGCCUACCAAGAAGUCCUCAAGUUCCUGGUGUCUAUUGCAGUAGGCACUUUAGCCGGCGAUGCCCUGAUGCACUUGCUCCCCCAUGCUCUUUUUAAGGAGGAGAAACAUGAGGAGGAAGUGACUGGUAUUAAUCCCUUGGAAUCGGAUCACAAACACAGCAAUGAGGCUGCCCUGCUCUGUGGUUGCUCCUUCUUGGCGGCCCUCUUCAUGUAUAUGCUGGAGAAUCUGAUACCUUUGCUAAAAGGAGGCAAGCCAGGCCACGGACAUAGCCAUGGACAUGGUCACAGCCACGGUCACGGUCACAGUCACAGUCAAUCGGAAAAGCCAGCACAACAGGAUGGUCCUGAUUACCCAGCUCCUCGAGAACUUAAUGUAAUGCUCCAAGAGGCCAAGUUGGAUGAGAAGACCCCUGAUCGUCCACUCACACCAGUUGCCUUCAUGGUGAUCAUAGGUGAUGGGUUGCACAAUCUCACCGAUGGUCUGGCCAUUGGCGCAGCUUUUGCCAGCGACCCAGUCACUGGAUUUGCCACUGCUUUCGCAGUCCUUUGCCACGAAUUGCCCCACGAGCUGGGGGAUUUCGCUCUGCUCCUCCAAACAGGUGUGUCCAUGCGAAGAGCCGUCUACAUGAACAUUGUAAGCUCAGUUCUCAGCUUCGUGGGAAUGUCCGUGGGUCUCUUUAUCGCCGGCAUUGGUGACGGUAUGACCCAAUGGAUUUAUGCAGCCACCGCUGGUUCCUUCCUGUAUAUCGCCUUUGCCGAUUUGGUGCCCACAAUGAGUGUGGCCCACAAUCCGGAGAUGGCCAAAGAUCCAAAGGGUAUAAUUAUACAAAUUAUUGGUAUCCUCCUGGGUGGACUGAUAAUGUUAGUUAUUGCCCUGAAAGAGCACGAUUUGGAGGGUCUGUUCAAGAGCUUUCAAAAUAACUGAUGGGAAUCUCAAGCAGAUAAAAAUGUUAUUUCUGUUUUUGUAUUGUAUAUAGUAGCCUAUAAGCAUCUGUUUCUUUGAAAUCUCCGAUUCUCUGCCUUAUUCAAGCAUGCCUUAAAUGUUAAAGAUGAAAUCGUUACCAAAUGUUAAAGUCUGUAUCCCUAGAAUAAAAUAGGUUUUUAAGGUGUUUUAAAGACCAAAUUGAAUGAAAAAAAAACUUUUUUUCCAAGUAAGAUAUACCCUAAUAAAAACAAUGUUUCUAAAAAA